Messenger RNA from Leopardus geoffroyi (Geoffroy's cat), 4293 nucleotides. It is a transcript of the gene GCM1, whose product is annotated as glial cells missing transcription factor 1. Gene Ontology annotation, cellular component: nucleus. Gene Ontology annotation, biological process: gliogenesis; cell differentiation involved in embryonic placenta development; regulation of transcription by RNA polymerase II. Bases 430 to 1737 code for a protein of 435 amino acids. The record is from RefSeq and is a predicted model, not a curated record. Gene Ontology annotation, molecular function: RNA polymerase II cis-regulatory region sequence-specific DNA binding; DNA-binding transcription activator activity, RNA polymerase II-specific. NCBI's taxonomy places the organism in Eukaryota, Metazoa, Chordata, Mammalia, Carnivora, Felidae. The transcript has 6 exons.
GUUCUCCUGAAAGCAAAAGACAUCGUGUGCUCUAAACAGUCUUUAGAUUUUCUAAAACAAAGAGAGGUUCUCUGAGAUCAUCUGCCACUGGUGUAGCCUAGGGAAUGUGAUCUGUCCAAAUUAUUUAGGUAACAUUUUUUUUCCCUGUAUUUUUUCUGUCUCCCUUCAUUCUAUUUUUUUUAUUCUCCAGCAUUUCCCUUUGCCCCAGAUCUCCCGCCAGGCCUCAUCCAGUUCACCUCGAGUCUCUUCAACUACAACAUCAUCAAGGAAGCCUUUAAACCUGAAAAAAUGUCAGGAAUCAGUCUCCAGGUCUAAGCUGCUUGAAUAAAGAGUGGACUGAUCAAGUCUACGAAGCGCCUUUGAAAGCAAAAUCUCAACCACUUCUGCGGAAAGUUGGAUAGACAGAAACCCGUGGGUGAUCUGACCAUCAUGGAGCCUGAGGACUUUGAUUCUGAGGAAAAAGAGAUGUUAAGCUGGGAUAUUAAUGAUAUGAAGCUGCCACAGAACGUGAAAAAGACCGACUGGUUCCAGGAGUGGCCAGAUUCCUACGAGAAGCACAUCUACAGCUCAGAGGACAGGAAUGCGCAGCGGCACCUGAGCAGCUGGGCCAUGCGCAACACCAACAACCACAACUCGCGCAUCCUCAAGAAGUCCUGCCUGGGCGUGGUGGUGUGCAGCCGUGACUGCUCCGCCGAGGAGGGGCGCAAGAUCUACCUGAGACCGGCCAUCUGCGACAAAGCCCGGCAGAAGCAGCAGAGGAAACGCUGUCCCAACUGCGAUGGGCCUCUCAAGCUGAUUCCUUGCCGAGGCCAUGGGGGCUUCCCGGUCACCAACUUCUGGAGGCACGAUGGACGCUUCAUAUUUUUCCAGUCAAAGGGAGAACACGAUCAUCCCAAGCCAGAAACCAAGUUGGAAGCUGAGGCAAGAAGAACAAUGAAGAGGGCACAGACGGCAUCCUCCUCUGUCUCCUUAAAGCUGAAGGGGAGCCCAGAGACAAAGUCUCUUCCAGGUGAAACACAAAGUUGGGGAAGUUUACCUUUAACUUGGUCUAUCCAGGAAGGCAUCCAAUUGCCUGGUAGUUACGGUGGACGUUUAAUAGCUAACACUCCCCGGCAGAAGUCACUCAAUGAUUCCUUAUUCUUCUCCAAGAGUUAUUGUUUGGGGGGAACCACUGAUCUGGUAGACCCUGCUUCUACCUUGGGCCCCACUAAACUCUAUGAGAAAUGCAAAUUGUCCAGUAGUUGGAUUUAUAAUGGUGGGGACCUGCUUCAUCCUGUUUCUGGAGUCUUCUCUGACUACGAUGAUCGGCAAACGUGGAAUAAAAACACUGCUUUGGGGAGAAAUUCUCUUAAUGACAAUCGUUGUCCCAAUUAUCCUUUUGCUUUGACCAGCUGGCCUUAUGAUUUCUCCCCUUCUCAGAACUCUUCAGAACCCUUUUCCCAGCAGAUUCCCGUGGAACCACCUGCAGCCGAAAGUAGCUGUCACCCACUAUGGCCAAAUCCAGGGGGUGAUCUUUACGAAGAGAAGGUGCAUGUGGAUUUUAACAGCUGCUACCCUUCCACCACAUGCCACUCACGUCAGGAAGACCCCUUUCUCCUCACCUAUCCCCCCCACCCCCACCAUCAAUAUUCAUUGACAGGCAAGAGCAGCGAGUGGGAUUUUAAUGAAGAAAUGAGGGGCAUGGGUUUGGAUCACUACAACAAUGAGAUGCUUCUAAACCUCUGUCCUUUAAGAUGAUCCAAAUAGAAAUCCUUGGACACUACUAGCAGGCAUGUGAUUUAGUGCAGACGCUGUGGAAAACAGUUACAGAGGUUCCUCAGAAAACUAAAAGUAGAACUACCAUGCGAUCCAGCUAUUUUCCUUGUAGGUGUGUAUCCACAGGAACUGAAAUCCUUAUCUCAAAGAGGCACCUGCACUCCCCUGUUCACUGCAACAUUAUUCACAAUAACCAAAGUACAGAAACAACCUAAGUGUCCAUCAACAGAUGAAUGGAUAAAGAAAAUAUGGUGUGUAUACACACACACACACACACACACACACACGCACGCACACACACACACAUAUUCAAUGGACUACUAUUCCGCCACACAAAAGCGAGAAAAUCCUACCAUUUGGAACGACAUGGAUGGACCUUGAGGGCAUUAUGCUAAGUGAAAUCAGUCAGACAGAAAAAGACAAAUACUGUAUGAUCUCACUUACACGUGGAAUAUAAAAAAAUAAAUGCAGACUCCUAGAGACAGAUCAGAUUGGUGGGGGAUGAGAGGUGGGGGGUAAAAUUCAGUGAAGGAGAUCAAAGGAUACAAACUUCCAGUUUUCAGAUAAACUAAGUUCUGGGGAUGUAAUGUACAACAUGAUGACUCUGGUUAAUAGUACCGUAUGGUUGUAUAUUGGAAAGCUGCUAAGAGAGUGGGUCUUAAAUGUUCUUAUCACAAGGGAAACAAUAUUUGUAACUAUGUGAAGCAAUGGAUAUUAAGUAAGCUUCUUGUGGUGAAAAUUUGGCGGUAAUACAUAUAUCGGGUCAUUAUGUUGUACAUCUUAAACCUAUACAAUGUUAUAUGUUAAUUGUAUCUCAAUAAAACUGGAAGAAAAGAAAAAGGUGACCCAGAUUUUUUACAACCAUUCAAAAUAACUGUUUUAGUAAAUUGCUGAAAGAAUUUAUUUGGGAAAGAGUUUUCAAAAACAUAACCACACAUAAAUCGAAAUUAUGACAACAAGCAGAAGGCACAACUUCCUUCCUCACACAAGGAAUUUGGGUCCUCCUCCAUUCCAGUCUUCCCAUGCUUAGUGAGGAACUCGUCCCGUCUGUGGAAGGAAAUGGCCUCUGCUUUUUUUUCUCCCCCCACAUUACGUGGGGUUCUCGGCACCUCUGCUGCCUUAACUGUUACAUUUUCAUUGUCCUUGAAUCCUAUCAAACAGCAGAGAUGUGAAAAGCCCACCUACCUAGGAACUCACAUAUGCCUUCUUGAAAACUGAGGAUGAAGCAACAGAGAUUAAGGGUAAAAGAGCUUCGGAGGUGUAGAAAGAUGAAGAUUCUACUACUGAGGUAUUUAACGCUUUGUCUAGUAUUGUGGGAUUCAUUCAUGAAAUAUGUGUUUUCUGGUUGAUUUCUAAGACUUGUCAAGACAAGGAGUAUGAACUAAUUGCAUCUAAGACCAUGAGCAGCAAGACUAAACAGCCACAGGAAGAAAAAUCCCCAUGGGGCCAAAUGGCCUCUUGCUCUUCUGUCCCCACUGCCUUCCCCUUCCGUGAAGGCUUAGAUUUUGUCUUAUUUACCUUUGUUUUUAUAGGGCCUAACCAGUGCCAAGUUCAUGAUACGUGCUUGAGAAAUGCUUUCUUAAAAAGUCCUUAUGUAAUUAACAUGGCCAUGGUUGGCCCCCUGUAUCUGGAUGCCAGUUCCUCUUCUUUGCUAAAGUAUUUUAUAGUGAAAGAUGAGCCUGGACAUAGAAUCUGGAAAGAACUGUGCAAUAAACGAAUAUUUUCCAAAAUUAAUUUGCAUUGCUAUUUGAAUGAUAACCAAUGGACAUAAUACAAAAUUUGGUUCCCGGUCUCCUCCUUAAGGGAAUAUUGACUCAUUUCUUGUCUGUUCUUCCAGAUAUAUAUAUAUAGAGAGAGAGAGAGAGAGACAGAGAGAGACAGAGACAGAGAGAGAGAAUCAUACCAGGUUCAUUGCUAGCAUGUCUCUUGUUAUUUGGGGACACAAUCUGGACAUCAGGUCCUUAUAAGUACAUAGGACCACAAUUGCCUCAUUUUUAAUGGUACAGAAUACAUUACAUGACUGUAUUAUAGUUAAUUUAAAUAGUCCCCUAUUAGUAGACAUUUAGAUUGGGUUGAAUCUACUUUAUUUUUUGUCCAAGUGCAUAAAACUUGCAUGUUCAGUUUAGCAGAGUUCUAAAGCAAAUUCUUAUACAAGCACUAUCCAGGUCAAGAAAUAGAACUUCCUGCUAGUUCAGUAAAUCAAGGUCCCCUGGUUGCAGCCCCUAAUCUCACCCACUUCUGAUCUUAAACCCCUUCCUGCAUCCUGAAGGUAAUUGCUGGAAUGACUUUUUAUAUUUUUACUGCCUUUUCAUGACUAUUAAAGAACAGUUUGGCUUUGUCUUUUGGGGGAACUUAACAAAUAGAAUCAUAUGGGAGACUGUAAAAAAAAGUAUUGAAAUAUAACAUACCUACAGAAGAGUGCACAAAUCAUAGUCUACAGCUCAAUAAAUCACAAGCACACACAAAUCUAGCCAUCACCUGGGUAGCAUAUAUUCUGCUCAACAUUGUGUCCGUAAGAAUCAGAUUGUUGUGUGUAGU